Messenger RNA from Nothoprocta perdicaria, 1292 nucleotides. RefSeq names its product nerve growth factor receptor (gene NGFR). Bases 18 to 1292 code for a protein of 424 amino acids. Gene Ontology annotation, cellular component: cell surface; plasma membrane. The record is from RefSeq and is a predicted model, not a curated record. Gene Ontology annotation, molecular function: nerve growth factor binding; death receptor activity; coreceptor activity. Gene Ontology annotation, biological process: Rho protein signal transduction. The transcript has 5 exons. Lineage: Eukaryota; Metazoa; Chordata; Aves; Tinamiformes; Tinamidae.
UCAAAGCCCUUCCCAUCAUGGGGACUGUGAUUUUGAGUCCCAAACACGAGUCGCCUCCGGGCUCUGCUCUCUCUGUCUCGCAGGGACCUGCCUGGGGCUCCAAGGACAAGUGYUUCAGCAAGAUGUACACGGCGAGCGGCGAGUGCUGCAAGCCCUGCAAUCUGGGCGAGGGCGUCGUGCAGCCCUGCGGGCUCAACCAGACCRUCUGCGAGCCCUGCCUGGACAGCGUGACCUACUCGGACACGGUGAGCGCCACGGAGCCGUGCAAGCCGUGCACGCAGUGCGUGGGGCUGCAGAGCAUGUCGGCGCCGUGCGUGGAGUCGGACGACGCCGUGUGCCGCUGCGCCUACGGCUACUUCCAGGACGAGGCGAGCGGCGGCUGCCGCGAGUGCCGCCUCUGCGAGCCGGGCUUCGGCCUCGUCUUCCCGUGCGUCGACACGCAGGACACCGUGUGCGAGGAGUGUCCCGAGGGCACCUUCUCGGACGAGGCCAACUUCGUGGACCCCUGCCUGCCCUGCACCAUCUGCGAGGACAACGAGGUGCUGCUCAAGGAGUGCACGGCCACCUCGGACGCCGAGUGCAGAGACCUGCACCCGCGCUGGACCACGCAGACCCCGGUGCCGGGCGGCUCCGAGAGCCCCGAGCCGGCCACGUGGGAGCCGCCCAGCGCCGAGCCGGCCGCCAGCACCGCGGCCGACGCCGCCACCACCGUCAUGGGCAGCUCGCAGCCCGUCGUGAGCCACGGCACCGCCGACAACCUCAUCCCCGUCUACUGCUCCAUCCUGGCGGCCGUGGUGGUGGGGCUCGUGGCCUACAUCGUCUUCAAAAGGUGGAACAGCUGCAAGCAGAACAAACAGGGCGCCAACAACCGCCCCGUCAACCAGACGCCGUCGCCCGAGGGCGAGAAGCUGCACAGUGACAGCGGCAUCUCGGUGGACAGCCAGAGCCUGCACGACCAGCAGCCGCCCGGCAUGGGCACCCAGGGGCCAGCGGCCAAGGCGGACGGGGGCCUCUACGGCAGCUUGCCGCCCGGCAAGCAGGAGGAGGUGGAGAAGCUGCUGAGCAGCUCGGCCGAGGAGACGUGGCGGCAGCUGGCGGCCGAGCUGGGCUACGCCGAGGAGCACGUGGGCACCUUCGCGCGCGCCGAGGCGCCCGCCCGCGCCCUCCUGGCCGACUGGGCCACCAAGGAGACGGCCACGCUGGAGGCGCUGCUGGCCGCCCUGCGCCGCAUCCAGCGCGGGGACAUCGCCGAGAGCCUGCACAGCGACUCCACCGCCACGUCGCCCGUGUGA